This is a messenger RNA of Clupea harengus (Atlantic herring), 2647 nucleotides long. RefSeq names its product chondroitin sulfate proteoglycan 5b (gene cspg5b). Lineage: Eukaryota; Metazoa; Chordata; Actinopteri; Clupeiformes; Clupeidae. Gene Ontology annotation, biological process: cell projection morphogenesis. Gene Ontology annotation, cellular component: synapse. The record is from RefSeq and is a predicted model, not a curated record.
AAAUUGUUGCCUGUCCUCUUACAAUAGUUUAGCAGGAUGCUGAUGUGGUGUGUGUGAUAUUUUACUGUGUGUGUGUGAGCGAGAGAGAGGGUUUGUGUGUGUGUAUGCGAAAGAGAUAGAGAGAGAUUACGUAUAAUAAUACCCAUACGGUCUUUGUCAUAAAUGUAUUUGAUUGCCUGUGGUCUGCUUCAGCAUAUAGACGAUCACAUUACUCUAAAAUGUCUCGGGGUGCCUUAUGUAUUUGUUAAGAUGUUGCACACGAUCCCAAAUUUAAACCGAGGCUAGCCAACUCAGGCUGGCUGUCAUACUUUCAUCAACAAUAGUUUUGGAACGGAAAGUGGGGUACGUUUGCCAGCUUGUGUGUGUGUGUGAGAGAGAGAGAGAGAGAGAGAGAGAGAGAGAGAUGCACGCAAACAGAAAUCACUCUAUCCUGUGACUUCGCGCGCAGAUCGCCUCUCAGCGGCUUAUUACGGUAUACCGUUGGCGGGCUCAAUCUGGCGGCUCACCGUUCUGCGCGCGUACCAACUGGACAGCUCUUCUCUCUGCGUGCGGCACUUCAGCAAGAGGACUCCCGCGGGGACAUGGGUCCAGAGCGGUGACGGUGGAGACUGUCCUGAGCUUUUCUACCGAGCAUCAACGAAACAGGCUACAUUGCCUCGGCAACACAAAGUCAGAGAGACAUGGGGACGCGUCUAAGUGACUCUUAAUUUGUAUACACAGGAAAGCACUGUUAUCGGAUUGACCGAGUGGAUUACGUGCAUUGCAUUACGAUUCAUUUUUUCCCGUUGAAAAGUCGUUAGUGUUUUAUUCCCUUUUGUGAGCGAAAGAAUGGGCUUCAACAGAGCUCGUGGGAGCGCAUGGUGCUGGAGAACAGCGCUUCUGUCCAGCUUUCUCGCCCUGCACGUGGUUUCGUCCAGCGGGCUUGGAAGGUCCCUGCAAGGCAGCCCUGCUCUCUCCCAGUCUGCUGUGGACUCCUCCGGAGGUGUGGAGGGGGGGUCCAGCUCUUCUGAGGCCCAGGCGAGGCCUAAGAGAGAGCUGUCUGGGGUGGGCAGGCCGUUCUAUGGCGCCCCCCGCAGGCCACGCUCACACGCGCACCAGCAUGAGCAGCUGCAGGGUGUGGGGGCGGGACUUCCCACCCUGACAGCCACCCGGGGAAAUCGGCGCGGCCCGCUGGACUUCGCCGAGAACGAGGACGCGUGGUCUUACGAUCAGCCAAUCGCAGCCGACGGCUCCCUCCUGGACCUGCCCCCGCCGGUCCCGCCCCCACGCCAUGCCCACGGCCAUUCACAGGACGGCGUGAUCAGCGUGGGGUUCUACGAGCCCUCCUCCAUCCGGGUUCUGGGUUCUGAAGCCCAGGCCCAGGAGCUGCAGGGGGGCGACCCCACUUCCUGGACGCUCUCGGACUUCUACGACUACCUGUCGCCCGACUUCUCGACGACGGAGGCGUACCCUGACGACGACGGGCCCACCAUCGCGGACAUGGAGGACGAGAACCUCCUGAGCACCACGGCCGUUUCCAACCGCUGGGCGCAGCUUCCUGGAGGCGUCUCCAGUGGCGACGAUGGUCCAGGUUCAGCGGAUGCUUCCAGCGGUUGUAGCCUAGGUUACGUGCGUAGCAACGGUACGUGCCGGUCGCCAUGUGAGGUGUUCACCAGCUACUGCUUCAAUGGAGGCCAGUGUUACGAGGUGGAGGGUGUCGGAGCAUUCUGCAGGUGUAAUUUGCAGGAGUAUGUGUGGAAUAAAGGCACGCGCUGUGAGGCCUUCAUCACUGACUUCCAGGUCAUGUGUCUGCUGGUGGGCGGAGCCUCACUCACAGUGCUCCUCCUCUUCAUGAUCAUCGUCUUCUUCGCCAAACGCCUCCACAUGCUGAGGCAAGAGAACACACGCCUCCGCCGCCGCAGUAAAUACCGGCCCCAGUCGGAGCAUCACGAUAACUUCUCGGUGUCCACCAUUGCUGAGGGCUCCCAGGCAAACAAGACUAUGAACAGGUACACCUGGGAGUGUAAGACCAGAGACGAGACAUACUGUUCAGAGGAGGAGCCAGGAAAGGAGGAGGGGCCUGUGAAGUCUCCGUCCGUUGUGGACUCGGUGAAGUUGUCGCCCUCUAAGGAGGACGAGCCCCUCACCAUCCAGAACUCCGUCACCCCCACUUACGAGAACAGCAAACCCAUCUCCGAUGACAUGGACCUGGCCUCCGACGACAAGGAUCUGGCCUCCGAUGACAAGGACCUGGCCGUCGAGGAAGGUGUAACUAUAGACAUGGAGCUCCUCCUGCCUAAGGAGGUGAAGAUGCACCCUCCGUCCAGCCCCCCACUGAAUUAUAACGUCUUCCUGUACAAGCUGCCCAAAUCGCCCGUCCUCCCACGCCCCAGGGGGCGCUCUUCAGGCACGGGGGGCACCCUGUCGCAGCUGAGCCCCCGACGGAGCUCCGAACCCGGCUACAGCCCCGUCAGUACCCGCUCGCUGCCCCUGCUGCCCUCCAGCCCGUCCAACCCACGGCUGGGCAAAGCCUGCACACCCUGACCCGACCCGACCAAGCCCUCAACUCUACACACUCCAUGCCAACUCUGUGACCUUCAGCUCUGCAUGAGCAGCCUCAGACUGAUGAGGCCAGUGUGUGUGUGUGUGUGUGUGUGUGUGUGAGAGA